AUGGAAGCGCCAGUAACAUUUGGAGACAGGUUAAAAGACUGGAAUCGAGUUUUUAACUGGACAAUGGUACACAGAAGAGAUUCAGAUAUCUUUGCACCAUAUGGCUCCUUUGCACGGAGGACGUCCAAGUAUGACACUCACGUGCCGCCUUUUGUUUGGACCUCUAAGGAAAAGAUGGCAGCAUGGUUUGUAUCCAACUGUGACGCACAGAGUCGUCGCCAGGAAUAUGUUCGUCUCCUACAGCGUGAUGUGCACGUGGAUAUCUAUGGUAGUUGUGGUAAUAUGACCUGUCCGAAGUCCAGCAGCAGCAACUGUCUUUAUCAACUUCAUAAAAAAUAUAGGUAUUAUCUGGCUUUCGAAAACAGCUUAUGUGAAGAUUAUAUCACUGAAAAAGCCAUGGGUAUAUACCAGGAAGGCAUUGACGUCAUACCUGUUGUUAGAGGAUCUGGCGACCGAUACAGUAUGUUUCUUCCGCCAAAUUCAUAUAUCAGUACGCAGGACUUCUCCAUUGAGAAGCUUGCAGAGACAAUGGAAUCUUUAACAAACAGUGAAGAAGAGUUUGAGAAAUAUUUUGCCUGGAGACAGUAUUAUUAUGCAGAGGAAACAGACCUGCGUUUUUGUGACCUGUGUAAAAAGUUACACAAUGCCUAUAAACUCGAGCAAUUGUACGAAUCAAUUACAGAUUGGUUAGUGGAUCACCCUGACCAUAGGAACUGCAAGGAACCCACUGAUAUUGAUGACGAGUUACCAGACUGA
Molecule: messenger RNA, 756 nt
Organism: Ylistrum balloti
Lineage: Eukaryota; Metazoa; Mollusca; Bivalvia; Pectinida; Pectinidae
Product: alpha-(1,3)-fucosyltransferase C-like
Exons: 1
Coding region: 1-756 (251 amino acids)
Cellular component (GO): membrane
Molecular function (GO): alpha-(1->3)-fucosyltransferase activity
Source: RefSeq, a predicted model, not a curated record